AUGUUAUAUUCUCAAUAGAUGUAAAAGUAUAGGAAAUCAACCAGUUCACCAAUUCUCAAAUCCCAAAGUCUUCCAGUAAUAAAUGAAUUGAGAUUUGCAAUGAGAACUAGAGCAGGCAGUGAUUAAUAGCAUUCAGUCAAGAUCAAUUAAGACAGUUUUAUUGCUUGUCGAUUGUAUAAGGAAUAAUAAUGAUAGUAAUGGCUAUUAAUUCUUUGCUAUUUGUGAUGGUCAUGGUUAAAAUGGACAUCUUGUUUCAUAAUACCUUAAGAAAAAUAUCCCAAGUAUAAAUCACUAGAAUUAGUUAUUCUUAGUAAUUAUCUCAAGGACAUGACCUUAAAUUCAGAGGGUAUCAAUUAAGCAAUUAUUCGUUCAUACUUAAAAAUUAAUAAAGACUUAUUUUAGAGCAAUAUUGAUACUAAUUUGGCAGGAUCAACUAUAGUAUCAAUAUUGAUAAAGGAUUAAUAAGUAAAGUAUUUUAUUAUAUUUUAUAGAUAUUCUGUGCAAAUGUUGGUGAUUCUAGAGCAAUCAUUUGUUAAAAAGUAAAUACUUGGAUGGCUAUAUAAAUAAGUGUUGAUCAUAAACCAAAUAAUGUAAAAGAAAGAGCUAGAAUUAUAAAUGCUGAUGGUAGAAUAUCUCAAAGAAAAAGUUCAGAAGGAUAUCCUGCUGGUCCUGAAAGAGUUUAUCUCUCAUUUUCAGACACUCCAGGACUAGCUAUGACAAGAAGUUUUGGGGAUAAAAUAGCAGCAAAAGUAGGAGUUAUAGCAGAACCAGGUAUAGCUGUUUAUAUUAUAGAAAGAGAUAUUAGAAUUUAAGAGAACUAAGGCUCAUAAAUUUAUUGUACUUGCUUCUGAUGGGGUUUGGGAUUAAUUAACUAAUGAUGAGGUUAUGGAUUUGAUUUUACCUUAUUUUAAAGAUAAAUAAGUUGAAUUGGCCACUGAACGAAUAGUAAGAGAAGCAUUUAAUAGAUGGAAGCAGUUUUCCAUUUUGAGAGAUGAUAUAACUUGCAUUGUAAUAUUUUUAUGA
Messenger RNA from Paramecium pentaurelia, 1023 nucleotides. The record is from the annotation of a GenBank genome assembly. NCBI's taxonomy places the organism in Eukaryota, Ciliophora, Oligohymenophorea, Peniculida, Parameciidae.